Messenger RNA from Cordyceps fumosorosea ARSEF 2679, 3951 nucleotides. Its product is annotated as solute carrier family 12 protein. Gene Ontology annotation, molecular function: potassium:chloride symporter activity. Gene Ontology annotation, biological process: potassium ion import across plasma membrane; chloride transmembrane transport; potassium ion homeostasis. The transcript is spliced from 4 exons. Gene Ontology annotation, cellular component: membrane. Lineage: Eukaryota; Fungi; Ascomycota; Sordariomycetes; Hypocreales; Cordycipitaceae. The record is from RefSeq and is a predicted model, not a curated record. The coding region runs from base 1 to 3951 and encodes 1316 amino acids.
AUGCCACAGUCUUCAGAUCCCCUCGGCCAUGGCCCGCCCCCGGACGAGGCCAAGAAGCCGGCCAAGCUGGGCUUGACAUCGGGCGUCUUUAUUCCCGUUUUUCUCAAUAUUCUCAGCAUUCUCAUGUUCCUUCGGUUUGGCCUGAUUUUGGGCCAGGUGGGCUUCCUCGGCUUCAUGGGCUUGAUGCUCACUGCAUACUGCGUUGAUUUACUCACCACGCUUUCUCUUUCUGCCAUCGCCUCGAAUGGAGAAGUAAAAGGUGGCGGUGCCUACUACUUGAUAUCAAGGUCCCUCGGACCUGAGUUUGGAGGCUCCAUUGGCAUACUAUUCUUUCUCGCCCAAGCCCUCAAUUCUGCAAUGAACUGUGUUGGUCUGAUUGACUGCAUACGCCUCUACGUCGGCCACAGCUUCCCGCAAGGCUACUGGACGAGCUAUGCACUACAGACUGUGGCUCUCGCACUUUGUACGGGCCUGUGCCUCUUGGGCUCUGCCGUAUUCUCCAAAGCUUCAAAUGCCCUGUUGGUCAUCAUGACAGUGUCGAUCAUCAGCAUCCCGAUAUCCGCCAUCUUCAGAUCGCCAUUUCGAGACGUCGAGAGUGGAGUGGAGUUCACGGGUUUCAGUUUACACACGCUCAGAAGCAACAUGCUUCCACCAACUGGGAGCGCUGUCUACCAAGGUGUAAAGACAUUUCGCGACUUGUUUGGAAUUCUCUUCCCAGCCACGUCCGGAAUCUUUGCUGGUGCGUCCAUGUCUGGCGACUUGAAAAAUCCUAGCACUGCCAUUCCUAAAGGCACACUCUGGGCCAUGUUUGCGACCUUUGUCGUGUACUUUGUUGUCCUUGUGUCCAUGGCGGCCUCCACCACUCACGCCUCCUUUCUGGCUAAUGCAAAUAUUCUGUCCGCUACCAGUUUGUCCAGCCCAGUCAUUUUUGCUGGCGAAUGCGCCGUGACGUUCUUCUCUGCCACAAUGGGAGUCAUCGGCGCCGCCAAACUCUUCCAAGCCCUCGCCAAGGAUAAGCUACUACCAGGAUUGUCAAUUUUCGGAAAAGGCACAAGAAAGUCGGACGAGCCUAUCCUAGCUGUGCUUCUAACAUACGCCAUUGCACAAGUGGCCUUGCUCGCCGAUUUGAACCAGAUUGCGACAUUGAUCUCCAUGGGCUACCAGAUGACUUUCUUCGUCAUGAACCUCGCGUGCUUUCUACUCAAGAUUGGCUCCGCUCCCAACUUUCGACCAGGUUUCAAGUUCUUUAGCUGGCAGACUGCUCUCGUUGGUAGCCUCCUGUCUGCUGCGGCCAUGUUUUUUAUCGAUGAGACCUACGCCGCCAUGGCUAUCUGCGUCUUGAUUGCAACAUUCCUCGUCAUUCACUACUUGUGCCCUCCCAAGCGAUGGGGCGAUGUGUCUCAGAACCUCAUAUACCACCAAGUGCGAAAAUACUUGCUUCGUUUGAAGCCUGAACACAUCAAGUUCUGGCGCCCACAUAUCAUUCUUCUCAUCAACAACCCAAGGCGCCAAGCCCGGCUUAUUCAAUUUUGUAACUCGCUGAAAAAGGGGUCACUCUACAUUCUCGGCCAUGUUAUCGUUACGGACGACUUUAACGCCGGAGUACAUGAGGCGCGGCUGCAGCAGCAAGCUUGGACAAAUUACAUUUCCGAGUUCUCCAGGAUCAAGGCAUUUGUGCAGCUUACCAUGUCGCCAACCAUAAACUGGGGGGUUCGGAACCUAAUCCUGUCUGCUGGCUUGGGUGGCAUGCGGCCUAAUAUCGCCGUCAUCGGCUUCUACAACUUGGAUGAUUUGAGACAGACGAAUCCGGAUAUUUCUAUACCAGAAUUGCCUCAAUCACCAGCCAAGAAGAUGCUGAAACCAACGAGAUCCUCCGAAGAUAAAGUUCCGCUCAAAAGGCGACGUGGCGAUACUUCAGCUAGGCUCUUGGAGGGUGCCUUGCCUACGGACGUCAUUCGGACUGAGCAAAUGAUGACCGUUACAGAAUACAUGACGAUGCUUGAGGACUUGACUCUCAAGUAUAGGCUAAAUGUCGCCGUUGCAAAAGGGUUUGACAAGCUAGAGACGCCACGCUCCGACGGCUCCAACACAAAAAGGUACAUUGAUCUUUGGCCGAUUCAAAUGUCGGCAGAGGUCACUGCGGAUGGCAAGAGCCUUGUCACCACAAACUUUGACACAUACACUCUCAUUCUACAGCUAGGACACAUUCUGCAUUCUGUGCAGACCUGGAGGAAUGUGUAUACCGUUCGAGUGAUGGUUUUCGUCGAAUACGAAAGCGAAGUUGAAGAGGAGUUGGCUCGUGUGAAAGCCUUGCUAGAGAAACUGCGUAUUGAUGCUAUCGUGUCAGUGUUUUGGCUAGCCUCUGGCAAUCUCAAAACGUAUGAGCACAUCAUCAACGGCAGUACUACAGAUUUCGACACACAAAUCAUUGUCAACGAGGCAUUGAAGGAUGAGGAGUGGUGGGAUGAGCUACAGACCUACCGUGGACGAUCAGACCUGUCAGAAAGCCAGGAAAUGACGCAAAUCAGUCAUAUUCUUGACUCUACCUCUGGUCGUCGUGGUUUGUUCAAUCCCCACGAGGGUAACGGGUUUGACCAGCGCCGCGCUAGCGUUGUGGCUGGGAUGGCUGAGAUUCCCAAGAAGCCCGACCUUGCGAUUCUGUCGAAGAUGGGUGUAAGCAUGGGCAUCCAUACUCAUCAUCUGAAAGAUGAAGUUUUUGAAGGAUCAGACUCGGAGUAUUCUACAGACAGCGAUGACGAAGAUGCGAGGAGAGAAGUCGAAAUACAGGCACCAUACGGCUAUCCUCACCCCCCGACUCCUUUUCCGUUUUCCGAGGGCCGAAAGCAGCCGGAGCAAGAGACUCUGCUGGAGAGUACUCUUAAACGCCGUGGCCGAUCUCAUGCGAAGGAGACUUCCAGAGAAUCGUCCUUGAAGAGCGAGGCCGCCGCGCAGCCCUUGAUUCAAACCGCGUCCUUUGGCGGCCUAUCGUAUGGAACAAUCGCCACAGCAUCAACGCUACUUCAACCCGAAUCAAGUUCUGGCGUGCCUCCAACGGCAAAGGCUCCUGAAGUCCUACACACUGGAGCGAGCGAUCCCUCAACUCCCUCAACUGCAUCCAAAGGAACGGAACCAGCUGACAAGCUCGCCAAAUUCCCGGCUCUUGAUCCACUGCUUGUCCCUGGCAAUCUUCCUACCAGGAAAGCAGGCUCAAGGCCCGUGAGUCCAAAUAGACAGGGCGCAAAGACCCCGAGGAGUGGCACGAAUACCCCUGUUAGACCUGGGAUGUCGCGCCAGUCCUCGGCUGUCAAAUUCUCGAGUCGCCCUGUUCCAGAAACGACCGUUACUGGCGAGGACUCACGCCUCACCUUUGCACAGCCAACUACCGGCAUCGCAGGACCGGACGCGUCCCGCCACGAGCCGCCUUCACACUCACGCCAAUCUUCCAUGGGGAGGUUUUCCAAUCGAUCCGUGCUGGAAAAGAAGCUGAACGUGCCUGCGGAUAGUAGCGCGGCCGGAGCAAAAACUAUCAGUUUUGCCGAGGAGCCGGUCUAUCAGUCCUCGGGCCCCUCGACUCGCCACCACUCGCGCCACGGCUCGCAGUUUUCGUACUUUGGCGAUGUCGUGUACGACAUUCCUGAGGUCAAGGACGCGGCAGCGCACAAGGCGGCGGCCGAGGCGACGGGCGGGUCCCCGUACUCGACGCAGAGCGUGGCGCUGUCAUUCAACGACCUGCCCAGCCGCGCGCAGCACCUCAUCCUCAACGAGCUGAUGCGCCAGCACUCCGGAGACACGGCCGUCCUGCUGAGCACGCUGCCGAUCCCGGCCGAGGGCACGAGCGCCGACGAGGAGGCGACGGUGCGGUACCUCUCGGACGUGGAGGUCCUGUGCGCGGAGCUGCCGCCUACGCUGAUGGUUCUGAGCAACAACAUGACGGUUACUGUGAGCCUGUGA